Molecule: messenger RNA, 1947 nt
Organism: Pseudovirgaria hyperparasitica
Lineage: Eukaryota; Fungi; Ascomycota; Dothideomycetes; Acrospermales; Acrospermaceae
Exons: 3
Coding region: 1-1947 (648 amino acids)
Source: RefSeq, a predicted model, not a curated record
AUGCCGCAAUCAUCCUCCAUAUUCAUGCCCCAGAGAAUCGAAAGGCUACCAACGCUUGGAAGUACACACCACAUUACCAUGAUGAAGGGCACUCAGCUGUUCAUGCUUCUAUUGGGGUCGAUUUGUUGUACUUACGCCUCGCGGUCUGUGGGUGCAGAUGUAACAUCUCUGCUCGAGAACUCAGCUCAUCCGAGAAUCGAGCACCGUCUUGCAGCUGCAUCGAAGUACUCACAGCUCAGCAGUCGCAGUGAUCGCUUGGAGCUUGUGCAUCGAUGUGACCUCGACUACGCGUCUGAUUCGUAUACGGGUGGACAGACUUCUCAUUACGCUCGCGUAACAUUAGGGUCUGAGAGGCCAAUUCUGCUGCUUGAGCAAGUCGAGCAUCUCCUUAGUCGCGUAGAAUGCUCGGUGAGCACGAUCACCAUCGAACUGUCCCAAUCGUUAGACAUCGACGCUACCCGGAAUGAGAUUGCAAGGCUGAGUAAUGGCUAUAUCAUCACUUCCCAUUCAAGCUGUAACGACCAUGGAGAAAGAAUGGCUUACAAUGUCAAGUCUAUCUCCCAUGACCCCAAUUUAACAACCACCUUCGAGGUCGAGGCCGCGUCCCUUGAGUCCUCAUUUAGUCGGUUCACUGUCUCUCUUGCGAAAGGUCGUAAAUCUCAUAUCCUUCGUCCGCAUAGAGAUCUACGGCGGCGUCAGGACCCAUCUCAGACUGGCGUAAGGAGCUCAAUUGAGCCAAUGCCCACUGAGUCAUCCACUCUCGUUCCCACCCCAACCAGAAUCUCUGAAGACACCUCGGCUACUUUCCAUUUGGACAAGACCAUCACGGCCUCUUUAGGGCCAUUUGAGAACAACGCUGGACAGCCGAUUCCCAUCACCGUUGGCUGCAAGAACUGCACCGUAUACGGUGAUAUUGAAUUAGACUGGGUGAACUUCGAUUGGGAUUGUGAUGUUGACGAGCUGAGAGCAGAUGACAUUUCGCUUUCGGAUUGUCUUCAGGGCGGUGAGGUGUCCAUCAGUGCUAAGGGGCUAGGGGCGCGCAUUGAGCUGGAGGCAAACUUGACCAAUACUGCAAGGUGGUCAUGGAAGUUAUAUGAAUUCCCAUUGGGUCUUGCGUACCAGAUUCCCAAACUGGGUACCAUUGGCCUGACCUACUCACCAACCAUCAUCGGUACUUAUUCUCUCGAUGGCAAUGCCUCUGUCAGCACCGGUUUCGACAUCACAGUACCUUCCGAUUCGAAUAUGGUCAUCGACUUCUCUGACUUAUCAAACUCUAGUUCGAGAGGCUUCCAGGAUACAGCUCUUACGCCUAUCCCUUUCUCCUCAGAAGUCUCUCUACAGUCCCUAAGUUUUGGCCUUUCCCUACAACACCGCAUCGGUUUUGGCAUCUCCCUAGAUCCACCAGGCUUUCCAGGACAAGUAGCUAUCGGCGCAGGCGUAUCUCUCGAGAACCCUCAGAUGAGUCUCAACAUUACACCGAUCGCUGGACCUGUAGACGCCUCGUGCAAGCCCCUCGCGGGCAAUACUGAUGUCUCAUCUGAAGACUCGAGUAUCCUUGAGCGGGUCCUAAAUCAUACCUACUCGCUUAACCCUUCUAUCGGGCUCUCGAUCGAUUUUGAUGCUGAGUUCACGACAACCAUCCCUCUCAUAAGCCCUGAACCUCUUGGAUACAAUGUCUAUAAUCACAGCAUGCCGAUCGAAGACUGGGCAACAUGUCUCAACUGGGACCAGAAUAGUGGUACGUAUGUUGAUGCGCAACAAGUUUUCCAGACAGCGAAGCAGCAAGAAGAAGGUAACAGAGGAGGUAAUGGGAACGCAGAUAGUAAUGGAGGAGGCGAUGAAAAUGCAGCAACAUCAGUGGUUCAUAGUAUGUCUGGAAUGUCUGUUUCAGUACAAAGUAUGAUUAUGGCAUGUAUGGUUGUUUGUGGGUUUAUGGUCUUGGGAUAA